Messenger RNA from Knipowitschia caucasica, 342 nucleotides. The record is from the annotation of a GenBank genome assembly. NCBI's taxonomy places the organism in Eukaryota, Metazoa, Chordata, Actinopteri, Gobiiformes, Gobiidae.
AUGGACAUAGGGCACAGGAACAUGGAGGAUUCUUAUCAGGAGUCUGCUGAUCCCAGUUUUGAGUGGGACUCUGCUGAGUCUGACACCGAGAGCCUGGCUCAGGAAAGGGCCUAUCAACAGGAGCUGCAAUGGAACAUCAACCAGAUCUCUCCAGGGGAAAGGGCUGGUUUCAACAACAAUGUCAACGCCUCGCUCAAAACAACAGAUUCUGCUGUUGACGAUGAAGAUAUGUGGGUCUUGGACAGCCUAGAAAUGUCCAAUUCCAAAUUCAUGUCGAAGAACUCUAUCCUGGGACGAGGUAAAGGACUGGUGCAUCAAAUACAUGGGAACACAAACAGGUAG